This is a messenger RNA of Scheffersomyces amazonensis, 792 nucleotides long. RefSeq lists its product as uncharacterized. The record is from RefSeq and is a predicted model, not a curated record. The coding region runs from base 58 to 378 and encodes 106 amino acids. Lineage: Eukaryota; Fungi; Ascomycota; Pichiomycetes; Serinales; Debaryomycetaceae. Gene Ontology annotation, biological process: mitochondrial electron transport, NADH to ubiquinone. The transcript has a single exon.
CAAAUAGAGAUAUCUAAGUACACCGUAGAUUUAAUAAAUUAUUGAAGUAUACAGAAAAUGGCCAGCAUACUUCCAUUCACUGAAGCCAAUACCCAAAGGGUGGCAUCCUUAUUUAGAAAGGCUUUAAGAACUGCCUAUGAUUCAUCUUAUAAAUUCGAUGCCUAUAGAUUAGAAACUAUUAAGAUAAGACAACAAUUUGAAGUUAAUAGACAUAUUAGUGAUCCAACUGAAUUAGAAGAAGUUAUUGCUAAAACUGUUGAUAAAUUACAAGAAGCUAAACAUCCAGAUCCUUAUAUUGCCCCAUGUAGACCAGGUGGUACUAAGUUUCAAAGAAACAUUGAAGUUCCAAGAACUCCUUUGGUUCCUGGGGACUGGUGAACAUUGGGACUUAUUUGUUAAUCUUAGUGUAAUAUUCAUCUUAGUUUGUCAUAUAUUAUUGGCAUCUAUUCAUUCAUUCAGCAUAUAUAUAUCAAUUGUUUCAUUAGAAUGGUACUGAUACAUAACUUGAUCUAUAUUUUCAUUCAUCCCUAUAAAAAGACAUAUAGAAACAAGCAUAGUUAAAUCGAUCAAAACAAAAACUAUACAUCAUAUAACGAUAUCUAAUGACAAUUAUAAAUCCACUCCUACAUCAGGCGAUAACUUAGAUCAAUUAUUUGUCCUGUUUGUUCAUAUUAUUAUUAUUACUUCUUGUUUAUUUAAUUACAUAUGUUAUCUAUUUUAUUUAACCUUAUAGUAUACACCUCUAUGUAUAUGUUUAUACAUAAAUAUAACGCACACAUUUAUAGUAAAUAA